Messenger RNA from Prorocentrum cordatum, 515 nucleotides. Lineage: Eukaryota; Dinophyceae; Prorocentrales; Prorocentraceae. The record is from the annotation of a GenBank genome assembly.
AGGUCACCCUCUGCGCGGAGCACCCCGACGACGACGGCGCGCCCAAGGCGCCCGCGGCACCGCGGCGGCUCCGCUGGCUCCGCGGCGGGGCCAGGCGGCCCUGCGUCUCGGUCCGCCAGCCGCCGCGACGCACCCCUCCCGCCAGGCAGCAGGCUGGAUGGAACGCCGAGAGUUGGGCUCUGCACGGUGACGACGGACAGCUCUACCACGGGCGCGGCAGCGGCGACGCCUUCCGGCGGAUUGGCCCAUUGCCCUGCGGGGCCCGCGUGCCAAAGAGGCGCUGGCCGAGCUUCGGCGAGGGUGCCACCGUGGGCUGCGGGGUGAUCUCGGUGCCAGCAGACACCUCCGACUCCAACGGCGAGCCAUCCGAGGAGUGGCUGGGGAUCUUCUUCGCGCUCAACGGGCAGUUCCUGGGCGUGACCUUCGUGCUGAAGCAGAGGUGCGGCUUCCCGCUCCACCCCUGCGUGGGCAUCGACGCCCACUGGUGGCUGGACUUCAAUUUCGGGGCGAGGCCC